AUAUACGAAUACUUUUUAAUUUAUUCAUAGAAAUAUGAAUACAGCUCUUAAUCCAAAAUUUGGAUCACCUGCAAAUUCUGGCAUAAAUGAUGAUGGAUAUACAACUCGUAGUGACAAAGCAUUGUUAAAACCAAGUAAUACAAAUUCAAAAAGUGAUUAUGUUUCGUUGCAAGAUGAAAAUAAUCCAAAAACUGGACUACGUGGUCGCAAAACAAUCGCAUUUUGGACAUUAGUUUGUUUAUUGUUUACAUUAGCUGUUGGUAACUUAGUUCUAACAUUUAUAAUUCUGGGCGUUUUACGUUUAGGACAAGGAAUGGAAAGUUUAGAAAUUAUCCCAGAAUCAUCACUUAUAAAAUUCUUUAAAAACACCGACUUAGAUCGCUUAUAUAAACGAGAUGGAAAAUUAGAAGGUUUUAUUGAUACUCCGGUGGAAAUAAUUGGUGAUAAUGGAGCAAUAUUAUUUAAUUUAGUUGAUAAAAAUUCUAGACCAGAAAAUAAAUUUCGUUUAGAUAAAAAUGGUACAUCUGUGAAAUAUGUUCAAAAAUUAGAAAUUAUUGAACCUAAAACUGGAUACAAAAUUUUUAGUACUGAUAAUCCAAAAUUACAUAUAAAUGAUACAACGUUAAAUUUAAAUGCAAAAAUUGUCAAUACAAAUCGUGUCUCAAGUGGUAUCAAUGAAAAUUUACAUUUACGUGCAGGUUCACGAGCACAUUUACGGGGAAGUGAAGGAACUAAUAUGGGUAGUCGUGAAAUUGUAUGGUCAGCCGAUCAAGAUAUCUAUUUAAAAACUGAUAACGGUUCUGUGAUUUUAAAUGGUAAAGAGGGUGUUUAUAUUGAUAUUAAAAAAAUUCCUAUUGCAUCAGGAAGUUUGUUAAGUAAAUCGGUUGCUCAAUAUAAAGUAUGUGUUUGUAUGCCACCGGGUAAAUUAUUUAGAAUUCCUGUGUAUAAUGACCAUGGUCCGCGAGUUACUUGUUCUCAUGUUAGUUUUUCAUCUCAUUAUAAUCCAUGUGCUUAAUUUUAGUUAUUUUUAUAGAUCAGUCAUUGGAACAUUAUUAUACACGAUCUGACUUAUUGUUGAUUUUUCUGGUGUAUUUGAUUCAGAAAUGAUCUUAUUUUCAUUCAUCAUUGCCUAUAUUCGUUUGAUAAAUCAUUUCGCAUGCUACAUCCAUGAGUAUGAGAGAGUACAUUUACAUUAAAAAAUGUUUAUAUUUUUAUAUACUAUUAUAUGUUUGCUUGUACUCUCUAAAACUCAUGGAUGUAGGAUGCGAAAUAAUUUAUCUAACGUGCUGUAUCUGUUAAAAUUUUGCGUCAAAAAACACCCAGAAUACAUAUCAUUAUCACAUCUCAACGUAUAAAUGUUUAAAUUCAAUGACACAAUGAUCUAUUAGUAGAUUUCGAAUUUUUAUAGAAUCAGAAACAUCAUAUAAUCUAAUUUGAAUACAAUAACCAUUAUUAAACAUUUUUUAUCACAAAGGCCUAAUUUAAUAAUAGUAGUAAUUCAAAAUUGAUUAACCUUCGAUAUAAUAAAAUUAUUAAAAAAUUUGAAAAUGAAAAAUGUACCAAGUUAAAUGAGAGUACGAAAUAUGAUAAUGUUCUAUGAACAAAGACAAUAAUCUGCCAGAUGAACAUUGCAAUUUCGAGUAAACCAUGAGAAUAUUCAGUACCAUCAGAAUCUCUUUUAUUAUUAACAAUUUACUCCAUCCAAAUUUCAAACUGAAAAUCUUUUACUUCCAUCAUCGUAGAAAGGAACCAUAUUAAUUUUUUUUUUAAAUCGCGUUCUCCAUUUUCAAUGCAAAAUAUCUUGUUUUUCAAAAUGUCAACUUUAGGGCAAACUAACUGCUUUCUAACAGUCAGUCUUGAUACAAAGGUUUGUUAAACCAAAGUUGAAUUUUUUCUGGUACGGCGUUGAGGCGGUGUACAAAUCUUUCAGACACACUGUUAACCACACAUCAGUUUCAACGAAUGUUUAAUUGAAAAGAAAAAAAAUUAGAUAUCUUGAAAAACAUU
Molecule: messenger RNA, 2007 nt
Organism: Chrysoperla carnea
Lineage: Eukaryota; Metazoa; Arthropoda; Insecta; Neuroptera; Chrysopidae
Gene: Scgbeta
Product: beta-sarcoglycan
Exons: 2
Coding region: 35-1015 (326 amino acids)
Biological process (GO): muscle organ development
Cellular component (GO): sarcoglycan complex; sarcolemma
Source: RefSeq, a predicted model, not a curated record